CGGGACUGAUAAGCGCGACCGUUGCCUAUCGGCCCCUUGCACCGAGCUUAUUUAUUCCCCAUCUCUCCUCCCCAACUUCUUUCGAUCCCCAACCCACAACAUCCCCAAACACCAUGCUUACCUCCACUCUGCUGCUCCUCUGGAGCACCGCCGGAGCUGCCUUGGCCUCGCCCCACCCUCGCUCCGAAUCCCAAGUAGUCUUUGCCCCGUCCCCGGAGGGCCCCAGUGCAUAUGGCCAUCUCGAGGUGGACGAGGCCAUUCUCUCCGCCCUGAACACCCAUUCCGACCCUGUCGCGGCGCUGGUAUCUUUGUAUCCUGAGCAGGCCGCUUUCCUGGCCGAGCCGCGUCUCUUGCAUGUCCGAGGCGAAGAAAAGCCCGAAUGGAUGACUGAGGGAGACAAGAUCCGCCUCCGCCGCCGCGGUCAAAAGUUCAUAGACAUCACCGACCACCAUGAAUUUUACGCCGAGCAGGCGACAGUUGCUACUGCCGGUAACCCAAAUCUCCCCAACCUAGUCCACAAACGCCUUGUCAAGCCGCUAUUCGCUCACAUCGAGACGCAACGAAUGUCCGACGUCCUCCGGCAUAUGACCUCGUACUACAACCGCUACUACGGUGACUUUCACGGCGAAAAAAGCUCCGAAUGGCUUCAUGAUCACAUUGCCGAGAUCAUUGCUAACUCGCCCUUCGGCACCCACAUCUCCCUGGAAUACUUUACCCAUCCAUUCCGCCAAUCGUCUAUUAUUGCGCGUUUUGAACCCAAAGUCCGCAACUUUUCCCUGCCCUUGACCAUCAUCGGCGCGCACCAAGACUCUGCCAACUACCUCUUCCCGCUGCUCCCUGCCCCUGGUGCAGACGAUGAUUGCUCCGGUACCGUCAGUAUCCUCGAGGCAUUUCGCAUCCUCGCUGAAAGUGGGUACGCGCCCAAGUAUGGUCCUGUCGAGUUCCACUGGUACGCGGCCGAAGAGGGCGGACUUUUGGGCAGCCAGGCUGUCGCGCGGUACAAGAAGGAACAGGGCGCGAAGAUUGGCGCGAUGAUGGAGUUUGACAUGACAGCGUUUAUUGCUCGCAACGCCACUGAGACGAUCGGUUUUGUCUCGACACAGGCCGAUGCCGCGCUUACAAACUGGACUGUGAAUCUGAGCCGAGAAUAUAUUUCCAUUCCGGCAGAAGUAUAUGAGCUCGGACCCAACGCGGGCUCGGACUACAUGUCCUAUACGCAACUCAACUACCCCUCUGCCUUCGCCUCCGAGGGAAACCCUCUUGGCGGGGCGGGCUUCCCGGGCGAAUUCGAUCCCUACAUCCACGGCGUGGGAGACACGAUGGAUAUUGAUGAUGAAACAGGUGUUUUCUCUCUUGAUCACAUGGCUCGAUUCUCCGAACUAGCCAUCGCCUUUGCCGUAGAGCAGGCCGGAUGGGAUAAUUCGUGGAGGUAGUAUACCAUAUAUAGAUGCUUCGACUACACUACUCUUGGAAAGUUCCAUUGUGCGUUGAGAUCUGGUCUGCGCUAGGCAGAUACCAGUACUGUACAGUCAGCGAGGAAUAUACAUGUUAUACUACAA
This is a messenger RNA of Aspergillus ibericus CBS 121593, 1559 nucleotides long. Its product is annotated as peptidase family M28. The coding region runs from base 114 to 1433 and encodes 439 amino acids. Gene Ontology annotation, biological process: proteolysis. The record is from RefSeq and is a predicted model, not a curated record. Lineage: Eukaryota; Fungi; Ascomycota; Eurotiomycetes; Eurotiales; Aspergillaceae. Gene Ontology annotation, molecular function: metalloexopeptidase activity. The transcript has 6 exons.